Messenger RNA from Chrysoperla carnea, 2644 nucleotides. Its product is annotated as calcium/calmodulin-dependent 3',5'-cyclic nucleotide phosphodiesterase 1-like. Bases 64 to 2562 code for a protein of 832 amino acids. Lineage: Eukaryota; Metazoa; Arthropoda; Insecta; Neuroptera; Chrysopidae. Gene Ontology annotation, molecular function: 3',5'-cyclic-AMP phosphodiesterase activity. Gene Ontology annotation, biological process: signal transduction. The transcript has 11 exons. The record is from RefSeq and is a predicted model, not a curated record.
UAAUGUUUAUUAAAACAAUGAUGAACCUAAAUAAUUUCUAAUGAAAACAAAGUGGUUAUUAAUAUGGAUACUAGUAGUAGUGAACCAUUAUACGAACAGGAUACAAAAAACGGUCCACCUGAAAGGCAACAAUCCCUUAGAAAAAAUAGCCUACUAUCGUGUAGCAGUAGUGUAAGUCACAGUUUGGAACAUUCGGAUAGUGUUGAAAGUGUUUCAGAGUGCACCGAAGAACAUGAAGUUGAACAUCAAACGACCACUGAAAAUACGCCAUUAUUAUCAGGAAUUGGACGGAUACAUUUAUUGGAUGCAGUGCGUAAAGAUUUAAUACAUAAGUGUAAUAGUGCUCCAGGUGGAUCAAGUGAUCGUAACCGGUCCCCUUCAGCAAUUGGUGUGAAUUCAAACAGUGAACUAACGAAAACGGUGAAUAAAAACGGUAAUACGGGUAAUAAUGUGAUACGACCCCCAAGACAUCGAUCCGCUGGCAGUUGUCAUACUCAUGCUACAACAAUUCCCCCACGUAAAUGCGUUCUCACAUUAGAUGGUUACUCAUACGUUAUAGUUGCGAGUCCGCCAGAUCGACGAAUAACAAAAGACGACAGUGUUAUUUGUUCGAGACAAGCAGCAACACAAGGAAAUAAUCGAAAUGGUCAGUUAGCCAAACAAGGAUCAUUGACAAUUGUGAGACGCAGCAGUGGGAAAAAAUCAAAUCGUACAUCACCACAAUCACCAACAGGAUCGGGGGUCGCGGGCGCCAUCGAUUCGUUAUCAUCGUCCACGUCGGGGGCAAUGGCUGCUGUGUCGAAUACUUCGGUUACAACUUCCAUGCAGCCAGCGUCAUGUACAGACGAUGAUAGUAUAUUAGAUACGGUGGACUUAUCCACUGAUAAUUUACCAGCGGUUGAUACACCUGAUGCAUGUGAUAAGGCUGCACUCAGGUUGCGAUGCUUAUUGCGACAAUUGCAAUGUGGAGAAAUCUCUGCAGAUUUAUUGCAACGCAAUUUGCAUUAUGCAGCUCGAGUGCUUGAAGCCGUUUUUAUUGAUGAAACAAAGGAGACACCAUCAAGAGGACAAAAUAAUGAAGAAACAUCACAUCAAGCGCCCUCCCGAACGACAUCGUGCGAGCUGCGAAGUAAUAAUAGUACGCAGCCCGCAGUACAGCGUAGACGUCUACGGACGCCCGUCUGGGCAAGACGAUUAGCCGAUGAAGAUGACGAAUUAUCCGAAGUUCAACCAGAUGCUGUGCCCCCUGAAGUACGAGAAUGGUUAGCGUCAACAUUCACUCGACAAUUGGCGACAACUCGACGUAAAGCUGAUGAAAAACCAAAAUUUCGGAGUGUUGCGCAUGCAAUACGUGCUGGUAUAUUUGUUGAUCGAAUAUAUCGGCGUGUUUCGAGUUCGGCUAUGAUGCAAUUCCCACCAGAAGUUGUUAAAGUGUUGAAGACAUUAGAUGAUUGGUCAUUUGAUGUAUUUGGAUUAAGUGAAGCAGCGACAUCACAACCGUUAAAGUAUUUGGGCUAUGAUCUAUUAAAUCGUUAUGGUAUGAUACAUAAAUUUAAAGUACCACCAUCAAUAUUAGAAACAUUUCUAAGUCGUAUCGAAGAUGGCUAUUGUAAAUAUAAGAAUCCAUAUCACAAUAAUUUACAUGCCGCCGAUGUUGCACAAACUGUACAUUAUAUGUUAUGUCAAACGGGUCUUAUGAAUUGGUUAACUGAUUUAGAAAUAUUUGCAACAUUAGUUGCAGCAAUUAUCCAUGAUUAUGAGCAUACAGGAACCACAAAUAAUUUUCAUGUUAUGUCUGGAACAGAAACAGCUUUAUUAUAUAAUGAUCGUGCUGUUUUAGAAAAUCAUCAUAUCAGUGCAGCGUUUAGGGUAAUGAAAGACGAUGAAUGCAAUAUAUUACAAAAUUUGUCACGUGAUGAAUUUCGUGAAUUUCGUACAUUAGUAAUUGAUAUGGUAUUAGCAACAGAUAUGAGCUUUCAUUUUCAACAAUUAAAGAAUAUGAAGAAUUUAAUAUCAUUAGCUGAACCAACUGUAGAUAAAUCAAAAGCUGUAUCAUUAGUAUUACAUUGUUGUGAUAUAUCACAUCCUGCAAAGGAAUAUGACUUACAUCAUCGUUGGACCAUGCUAUUAUUAGAAGAAUUCUUCCGACAAGGUGAUAAGGAACAAGAAUUAGGUUUACCAUUUAGUCCAUUAUGUGAUCGUAACAAUACAUUGGUAGCAGAAUCACAGAUUGGUUUUAUUGAAUUUAUUGUGGAACCCAGUUUAUCUGUAUGUAGUGAUAUGUUAGAAGUAAUAUUAGGACCAUUUGCAUCGGCAAAUACGACCACAACGUCAGCAUCCGGAUCAGCAACUAUUGUACAUCAUCAACAAACAAUCGAAGAGAAACCGGGUAGUCAACAGACAUCAUCACCGUCAAAGAGUAAGAAAACAAAAAUACAAAGACCAUGGGUACAUUGUUUGCUUGAAAAUAAACGAAUAUGGAAAGAACAAGCUGCAAAAGAUGCCGAAAUUCGAGCUCAAAAUGCACAACAACAAGAAAAUCCACCAUCUUCAGAAGAAUAAUAAGUAAUAAUUAUAAUCAUAUUUAGAAACUACUACAAUAUGAUAUAUAAAAUUUAGACUAAUAAAAAAAAAUACUUUUUCC